AUGGUCAAUGUAAGCCUCGCUCCUGUAGCCAAUCUCCUUGUCAUAGAAGAAGACAUGGAUCCCCUGCAUGUUGUCAACCACAGAACUGUGGAAGACAACAGGGAAGAAGAUCAAGGCAGUCCUCUUGUGGUAGUCAAUAUGGGUCCUCUAACUGUGGUCAACAGGGAAGAAGAUCAAGGCAGUCCUCUUGUGGUAGUCAAUAUGGGUCCUCUAACUGUGGUCAACAGGGAAGAAGAUCAAGGCAGUCCUCUUGUGGUAGUCAAUAUGGGUCCUCUAACUGUGGUCAACAGGGAAGAAGAUCAAGGCAGUCCUCUUGUGGUAGUCAAUAUGGGUCCUCUAACUGUGGUCAACAGGGAAGAAGAUCAAGGCAGUCCUCUUGUGGUAGUCAAUAUGGGUCUGGAGCAAGUCAGUCUUCUAAUUGUGGUCAACAAGGGUCUGGUAAACAGUCUAUGA
Messenger RNA from Pipistrellus nathusii (Nathusius's pipistrelle), 453 nucleotides. Lineage: Eukaryota; Metazoa; Chordata; Mammalia; Chiroptera; Vespertilionidae. The record is from the annotation of a GenBank genome assembly.